UAUGAUUGAGUUUUAACUAUAUGAGCGGAGAGAGAAUGAAAGAUCCAAAUUUGUAAGCUUGCUUCACCGGGCACGAUCUCUAGCCAACUGUGCUGUCACUUGGAAGACUUGAACUGUACAAGCAUUCUCAUUAAAAGAAAAUUUGCAGGAAAAAGGAAGCUAACGAUUGAAAACAUGGCCAUGCCUAUUUGGGGAAAAAAAGAUACUAUCAUUGACGUUACACAAGCCAGGGAGCCUAACUGGGACCCCAAGUGUUGCAUCUAUAGGGUCCCCCAAAGACUUCGUAAUGUAAAUAAAAAUGCCUACACUCCAAAGUUAAUUUCAAUAGGCCCUGUUCAUCGCAACAAUGGCGAACUAAAGGACAUGCAAAUGUGGAAAGAAAGUUAUUUAAAGGAGUUCUUUUCUCGGAUUAGCAAAGCCCAGAAGGAGUUUGCAUGCAUCAUUGAAAAAAAUGAAGAUGAGAUCCGCCGUUGUUAUGCAGUAGAGAUUUCUCUACCGGAAAAGAAAGAUUUCGUGAGAAUGAUUCUAUUGGAUUCCAUCUUUAUCAUUGAGCUCUUCUUGAGGAAUGAGGAUCAAAAAUAUGGAAAGGAUUAUAUUUUAAGUAAACAAUGCCUGAAGGAUGGCAUAAUGCAAGACUUGAUAUUACUUGAGAAUCAGCUUCCAUUUUUUAUUCUCGACCGCUUAUAUGAUCAAAGUGGGAUUACAGGCUGUCAUAAAUGCUUUCUUACGCUUGCCUGUAAAUACUUUUUUGAUCGCAAGAAAUUGCCCACUGACAAGGAAUUAUCCACUGAUGAGAUGAAAGGCGUAAAACAUUUCACUGAUUUGUACAGACAAUUCUACCAUCCACCCAAACAUGGAAUUAUUGGAGAUCAAAAUACUGAUCAGCAACCACAUAGUGCAACAAAGCUGGACAACGCAGGACUGAAGUUAGAGAAGUGGGAACCUAAUGAUCAGAAGCAGAAGAAAUAUUCAUUAGAAGAAAAAAGAUGUUUACUAGACAUACAAUUCAAGCCUAGCUCGGCCUGUUGUCCACGUAUCAAUUGCCCAUGGCCCACAGUUUGCUUGAAAAAAUUUCCAAGCUUAAAGCAUUUUCAAAUUCGCUUGGUAAUCCCAGAGUUUGUGGUACAUGACCGAAUUGAAGAAAUUUUCCGAAACCUCAUGGCCCUAGAGCAGUGUCAUUAUCCAGAUGAAGCUUACAUAUGCAAUUAUAUCGAACUAUUGGAUUUUCUUAUCAACAGGGAGGAAGACGUGGAGUUGCUUGUUGACAAAAAGAUUAUUGUUAACUCAUUGGGCAGCAACCGUGCAGUUGCCAAAAUGAUUAACAACCUUUGCCGUGAAAUUGUGGGAACAAAAUCCUAUUACAGUGAAGUCACUGAAAAACUUGAUAAGUACUACAAUAGCAGUUGGAACAAAAAUAUGGCAUCCUUGAGAAAUGUAUAUUUCCGGGAUAUUUGGAGAAGCACGGCAACUGUUGUUGGGUUCGUGGUCGUGCUCGUCACUAUCUUGAAUUUCCUUAGGCCUUUUGUGUUCACGAAUACCUAACUUUCUUUUCAUUGUGAUAUUUUAGUAUGUAUUGGAAGUUUGGCAUUGCUAGUAGUUGUAUUCGAAAUCCAGCUUGUUAUAUCCUCUCCUUUUCUAAAACAUAUGAAGCAUAUUUGUAUCCUCUGUUCCCUAAUAAAAGAGUGACAUCCAUUUCCGUUUCAAUUUAUAAAACACCAUGUUGUAUUAUUA
Messenger RNA from Quercus robur (English oak), 1731 nucleotides. Its product is annotated as UPF0481 protein At3g47200-like. Lineage: Eukaryota; Viridiplantae; Streptophyta; Magnoliopsida; Fagales; Fagaceae. Bases 175 to 1542 code for a protein of 455 amino acids. The transcript is spliced from 2 exons. The record is from RefSeq and is a predicted model, not a curated record.